AUGUCUCUUAACAGAGCCCUAAUCUUCAAAAAAGUCCCUACUGGCUCCCUCCCAGUCCCAGGAGAAGACCUCGCCACCGAGCCAGUCACCCAGUGCGAUCUCAACAGCGCCCCGGCAAAUGGCAUCCUGGUGCAGUCCCUCUACGCAAGUUUCGACCCCUACAUGCGAGGCCGCAUGCGCGGCGCCGAACGAAAAUCAUAUGUACCAGCAUACAAGCUCGGCACGCCCGUUGACACCUUCGCCAUCGGCAAGGUUCUCAAGACUAACAACCCAGCCUACCAAGAGGGCCAGCUUGUUAUCGGAGAACUACCUAUCCAGGAAUACGUUGCCGUCGAGGAGACAUCCAUCAGCCGCGUGCGGCCCCUGGACAAUCCCCUCGGGUUAGAAGACGUGCGUGUGUUCCUAGGCCCGCUAGGAAUGCCCGGACUUACGGCCUACUCGUCACUGUACAAGAUCGGGAAACCCAAGCGCGGCGAGACGAUAUUCGUCUCUGCGGCAAGUGGUGCCGUGGGACAGCUUGUAGGACAGCUGGCCAAGCGCGAAGGCCUCCGAGUGAUCGGGAGUGUUGGGUCCGAUGAAAAGCUCGCGUAUAUCCUGAACGAGCUGGGCUUUGACGCAGGGUUCAACUACAAACGCGAGAAGCCCCACGAGGCGUUGGCGCGGCUGGCGCCAGAAGGCAUCAACAUCUACUAUGACAAUGUGGGCGGCGACCAUCUUGAGGCGGCGCUUGAUGCCUUGAAUGAUUUUGGACGCGUGGUGGCGUGUGGGAUGAUUUCGGACGUCAGUGGGGAGCCGUACCCGGUUAAGAAUAUUCAUGCCGUGAUCACGAAGCGCUUGUACAUGCAGGGCUUCAUUGUGGCGGAUGCUGAGUUCGGUCCUGCGUAUUUCAUGGAGCAUCAGGCGAAUGUGCCGAGAUGGAUCAAGGACGGCUCGAUCAAGUGUCUCUUCCAUGAAACUGUUGGCGUUGAGAACGCUGCGGAGGGGCUGGUGGGGAUCUUCGAGGGGAAGAACAAGGGGAAGGCCUUGUUGAAGUUUUGA
Aspergillus welwitschiae is the source of this 1038-nucleotide messenger RNA. RefSeq names its product MDR family NADP-dependent oxidoreductase. The coding region runs from base 1 to 1038 and encodes 345 amino acids. Gene Ontology annotation, molecular function: oxidoreductase activity, acting on the CH-CH group of donors, NAD or NADP as acceptor. The record is from RefSeq and is a predicted model, not a curated record. NCBI's taxonomy places the organism in Eukaryota, Fungi, Ascomycota, Eurotiomycetes, Eurotiales, Aspergillaceae. The transcript has a single exon.